GUGACGAAGUGCCGCUCACGGGUGCUCUGCUUAUACGAACAGAACCAUGAGGCUGUUGCUGUACAUUUGUCUUUGUUCGGCUGUAUUUGCCAUAGCCAGGUCCCAGGCAGUAUGGAACCAGGGUGUUCUCGACGCCUCGGCCCAGUUAUUGGCUUCCUUAUUCGGCUCGAAAGGGCCUCUUCAGCAGAAUCUUGCCGACACCGUCCGCGAUUCGCGCACCGAAAACGGGACUGAUAUCUCCAUCACCGCCCAACCCACCGCCAACAUCAGCCAACAGUGUCAGAAGGAUCUUGCACAGUACAAUGCAGACCUGUCCCAAGGGAAGAUGUAUGCCCUGAAAAUGCUGGACGCGGGUGGAAAACCACCGAGCGGAAUCUUGGGCGGAAACCUGGCCUGGACCGGUAGCUACUACCAGUGCGUGAAUAUCACGAGGAAAGGGUUCAACAUCACCUUCGAUGGGAAGUUCUACAUGACUACAUUAGUACCUGUUCAACAGACAACACAGGGCGGAGGCGAGUUAACGGUGGCCGUCUGCGUGCCCAGUUCCUGUAGCCAACAAGACGUCAUUGAAAGACUGGACGGUGGUAUCUACUGGCGUGCCCUUAUCCAGCAGGGGAUGCUGGAAGUGACGUCAGCCGUUUCCCAGGAAUCCCUGCCAAUCCAGAAUGUCACUAUCGCUGGGAUCUGUAUCUGCGGCGUCAUCCUUCUCCUCCUUGUGAUCGGCACCAUCUAUGACGUCACCGUCCACCAACCACGAAUGAUGGCCACGAAAGGGCAGAAGGAGAAUGACGGCACCCCCCUGACUCCACCUGACGAAGAGACCUCAGUGGCAACAGGCAUCGCCGGCCGUAUCAUCCUGAGCUUCUCCGUCUACACCAACAUCGGAAAGCUCCUCAGCACCAAACAGGCACCCGGCAGCAUCAAGUGUCUGAACGGCAUCCGAUUCUUGAGUAUGAGCUGGAUCAUCCUGGGGCACACUUAUCAAAUUGCUAUACCGAGUUUUGACAACUCGUUGCAGUUCUCGGAGGCCCGGCAAGCAUUUGCAUUUCAAGCCGUCAAUAAUUCCUCCGUUUCUGUGGACUCCUUCUUUUUCAUCAGUGGGCUCCUGAUGUCAUACCUUCUACUCAAGAGGAUACAGAAGAGCAAAGAAGAUGGCAAAUCAGUUCCCUAUGGGAUGAUGUAUCUCCACAGGUAUUUGAGGUUGACACCUACUUACAUGUUCGUCCUGAUGCUGUACGUGUGGGUGAUUCCCCCCAUGUUCUCUGGGCCCACCUGGUCCCAAGCUCCUAACGCAUUGGACGCAGACUGUCCGGGCUGGUGGUGGGCGAACCCACUGUACAUCAACAACUUGAUCAACCCUGAUGACGUGUGUAUGAGCUGGUCCUGGUACUUGGCCAAUGAUAUGCAGUUCUUCGCCAUCGGAGUUCCUCUCGUCUACAUACUUUACAGAUGGCAGAUAUUCGGGAUGGCCGUGCAGCUGGCCAUUCUAUUGGCCAGCUUCCUCACGACUGCAGGGAUCACCUUGUACUUUGAGAUGGAAGCACCGCUUGGGGACGGUAGGUACUAUUUCAGGCCGUACUGCCGUAUCGGACCAUACCUGGUUGGACUUGCUGUUGGCUGGCUGAUGGUCAAGAUCAAAGGGAAGCAAACAAGGAGCGUGACCGUGAGCCUGCUGAUGAUUCUUGGUUGGCUCGUUGCUGCUGCCUCUGCUGUGGCUGUGUUGUACCCAACGCACGGCCAGUACCUCGGCGCGACUCUCCACACGCUGUCCGCGAAUGCGCUGUACCUGACUGUCCACCGUACCGUCUGGGCCAUGGCGCUUGCAUGGGUGGUUGUCGCGUGUCAUUAUGGAUACGGAGGAGUGGUGAACACCAUCCUCUCCUGGGACGGCUGGGUGCCCCUGAGCCGACUGACCUUCUGCACCUACCUCAUGCAUGUUCCCGUGGUGUUUGCUUUCUACUUCACCAUGGAGGUGCCCAUCCACUACAGCACUUUCACUAUGAUCUACUUCUUCUUGGGGCACUUGGCUCUAUCCUUCGGUAUGGGCUUCCUGGUGUCUGUGGCGGUGGAGUCACCACUGAUGGGGGUGGAGAAAGUCGUCUUCAAGAAAUAGGACAGAACUUUAGAAUACUCCAAGCACGAAGGACAGGCAACCUAUGCCUAAACUUCCUUCGUAUAUCUGAUGGUGUAAUUGAUAUACUUAUGAUAAGGAUUGGACAUGAGGAAAUAAAUGCACUGUAGAUUUGCAUGUAGUUGAAAUGAUAUUGAAUGAAAAUUUUUCUUUAAUUCAGCAGCUUCUGUUGAAGUACAUAUCAUAUACAGUAUGCCUCCCUAAAUGUCCAUGGUAAAUUUUGGUUAAAAUGAUUAUAGUAUAGUAAUUUUAGUAAAGUGCAAUGGAAGAGUAGUAUAUUAUUACACAAUUUAACAUUAGUGAAAUUGUUAUCCUCUUAUAAAUCCUAAUUGAUAUCAGCCUACACCUCGUCUAUGGCUAAACAGUCCUAUGGAAGAAUGACAGUAUCUGUAUCUGUAUCUGAAUAUCAAGAGGAACAUAUCACUUGUUGGACAAGCUACCUUUACCCAAUCAUCUAGGCACAUGUAAUACUAUAUACUAUAACCCAUUUACAUAUUGUUGCAGGGGCCAUUCCCACUGGCUUUUUUUGGCUAGGGUUUUCUCCCUAGGAGGGGGUGUGCUAUCCCCUGUGAAAUAGCAAGAGGAACAUACCACUUGUAGGACAAGCACAAUUUGUACGACAAUAAGCGAAGACGCAAAACCUCAAUAGGGGUCUGACGAACAAUCACAAGGGAUGCCUUACCCCGUCCACGCGCCCAUUUACAGAAUUGACGUGUAACACAUUGUAGAGAUGUACUGGUUAUGUAACUUGGCUUUCUUGUCGACUCAUAUCAGAUUGAUAGUUUCUCAAUUAAACCAGUUUCACUCGUGACACCAUCAAAUACUUUACUCAAUCUCUUUCAUUACUUGAUCAUCGAGUUAGAGCACAGGCAAAGUUCCAGCAAUUUGCUGCCAUU
Branchiostoma floridae (Florida lancelet) is the source of this 3027-nucleotide messenger RNA. RefSeq names its product nose resistant to fluoxetine protein 6-like. The coding region runs from base 47 to 2113 and encodes 688 amino acids. Lineage: Eukaryota; Metazoa; Chordata; Leptocardii; Amphioxiformes; Branchiostomatidae. The record is from RefSeq and is a predicted model, not a curated record. The transcript is spliced from 16 exons. Gene Ontology annotation, molecular function: acyltransferase activity, transferring groups other than amino-acyl groups.